AUGUAAAUUUGGUUGUUUGGUCUCAUGUAAAUUAUUCCUUUUGCAUACUCUUAAUGUGCUUCGAAAAAGUAUGAUGAUGGAUUGGGUGGCUGUUUAGAUUGCUAACCUUAAUGUGAAACUUGUACUACAGGAACGACUUGCGACACUUGCGCAAUCAGUUAUUAUCUAUAAGGAAGUGAUUGUUUAAAUUGUGAUCCAAAUUGUAAAGAAUGCUCUGGAAGUUCAAUUACUUGUAUUAAUUGUGAUACUGAUCAAAAUCUGUACUUAGAUUAAGUAACUAGUACAUGUAUCACAUGUGAUUUCCCAAAAUUGAAGGAUGGUAUAAAUUGUGUGGAUACAUGUCCUGUUUAUAUCAAUCCAAAUGAUUCAACUUGUAUUUCUACUUGUACUGAGGAUUGUAUUACUUGUUAAGACUUUAGCAAUUUUUGUUUGACUUGUGAUACAAACAUGUAUUUAAAUGAAACUACAAAUAAAUGUUAAAUUGAUUGUGAUUCAAAUUGUGAAACAUGUUUGACAACUAUAACAAAUUGUCAAACAUGCUAUACUGGAUAUUACUUAGACAACAUAACAAACUCAUAUGGAAUUUGUAAAUAAUGUAAUUCUCCAUGUAUUGUUUGUUAAUCUCCUUCAGAUUAAGAAAUUUGCACUAAUUGUUAAAGUAGUUAUUAUUUAGAUGGAUUACAGACUUGUUAAGAAUGUGAUUCAAAUUGUUUUGAAUGUACAGGUCCAUUAAAUACUGAAUGUACAUCAUGUAUAUUAGGAAAGUAUUUAUAAACAAGUGGAUCUGAUAAAACUUGUGAAUUAUGUGUAUCUCCUUGUGAAAAUUGUUAAACAGAUAUUUUAUGUGAUAGUUGUGUUACUGAAUAUUAUUUAAAUGGUUCAAGUUGUGAUCCAUGUACAAAUCCUUGUUUGACUUGUGAGACAACUGCAACAUAUUGUUUAAGUUGUUUACCAAGUGAUAAUAGAGAUUUAGAUAAUAAUCUAUGUAUUUGUUAACCAAAUUUUUUUGAUUAAAAUAAUGGAGAUUAUGAAUGUUUACCAUGUGAUGGUAAUUGCAAAACUUGUAUAGAUUAAGAUACUAAAUGCACUAGUUGUUAUGAUAAAUUUUAUUUAGAUUCAAAUGUAUGUUAACCUUGUCAUUGGAAUUGUUUAACAUGUGAAACAACAUCUACUCAUUGUUUAUCAUGUGAUGAAGUUGUUAAUUUAAGGGUAUUAGAUAAUAACUAAUGUGUAUGUUCUAGUGGUUAUUACUAUACAGAUUCAUAAUAAAUAUGUACUUAAUGUGUUGAACCAUGUGAAAAUUGUUUUAGUGGAAAAGAUUCAAAUGGAAUUGAUUAUAAUGGAACUCAAUGUACUUCUUGUAAAGCUGUAUUCAAUAGAUAUUUAAGUGGAAAUAUAUGUGUUUGUAAAUAAGGAUAUUUUGAAGCUGGCUUUUUAACUUGUUAACCAUGUGCAUCAUAUUGUGUAUCAUGUAUUACAAGUGAUAUUGAUUGUGAUGUUUGUAAACCUAAUUCUAAUAGAGAUAGUACUAAAAAAUGUUAAUGUCUUGAUGGAUAUUUUGGAACAGAUAUAGUAUGUUAACCAUGUUAAUCUCCAUGUUUAACUUGUGAAAUUACAAACACACGUUGUCUCUCUUGUAUUACUGGUAUUUAUAGAGUAUUAAGUUCUAAUGCUUGUGUGUGUUAAUCUGGAUAUUAUGAAACAACUGUAUCUCCAAAAGUUUGUUAACCAUGCACAUCACCUUGUGCCACUUGUAAAUUUUACCCUGAUAAAUGUUUCAGUUGUAUAACUAAAUAUUAUUAACCAACUGGUUAAUUAUUAUGCUUACCUUGUGUUUAACCAUGUGAUGAAUGUGCUCCUAAUGAUGGUACAAAGUGUAAAACAUGCCUAUCUAAUUAAAAUAGAGAAGUAUUAAAUCAAGUAUGUGUCUGUAAAAUUGAUUAUUACUAACUUGAUAAUACAAAUCCCUGUAUUAAAUGUGUUGAUCCUUGUUAUGAAUGUGAAGAUGAUGGAGAUGGAACAUAAUGUAUUUAAUGUAAAGCAGGAGAUAACAGAACUGUCGAUACCAAUAAAAAAUGUAUUUGUAUUAACAAUUACUAUUCAUAAUUAUCAUCAUUCAUAUGUUUGACUUGUAUUAGUCCUUGUUUAGAAUGUUUAGAUGAUACACUUGCUCUCCCAGCAGAUGGAACAUAAUGUGUUACUUGUUAAGAUGGACUUAAUAGAAUUAUUGAUGAAACCAAUCAUAUUUGCAAUUGUCUAGAUGGAUACUAUGAAAAAACUGGAGUUUUAGCUUGUACUUAAUGUACUCCUCCCUGUUAUGAUUGUGCUGAUUAUGGAACUGGUACUGAAUGUACAACUUGCCCUCCUGGAUCAUUCAGAAUUGUUGAAUCAUAACUUUGCAUAUGUUAAGAUGGAUAUUAUUAAGUUGGUACAAAUGUUAUUUGUAGUUAAUGUAAUUACACUUGUUAAAAAUGUUAUAAUUUUGAAACUGAAUGUCAUCUUUGUAAUCCUCUAAAACAUCGUAUUCCUAUUGGUAAUACUUGUAUAUGUCAAGAUAACUAUUAUGAUAAUAUGACAAAUGAUUAAGAUUGUAAAUCUUGUACAAGUCCAUGUGAAUAAUGUCAUAUGAAUACUGAUGGUACAAAAUGUAAAACAUGUUUACCAGGUCUAAAUAGACAUUACUCAAAUUAUUAAUGUAUUUGUGAUGAUGGAUACUUUGAAUUCAAUGCUGUUUGUAUUAAAUGUCAUUAAACAUGUUUGACAUGUAAUAAUUCAUAUUCAUGUCUAACAUGUGAUACAACUAAAUAUGAUUCACUUACAUUUAGAAAUGGAUUUGCUUGUUUUUGUAAAUAAGGAUUUGAAAUGAAUUCAUUAGGAUAAUGUGUUUAAUAAUGCCCUAUUGAUUGUGCAACUUGUAAUUUAAACACCUGUUUAACUUGUAAUAGCAAUAGAGUUUUAUUAAAUGGAAGAUGUGUUUGUGCUUUACCUGAUAAUUCAAGAAUAUGUAGAGCUUCUUGUUAAGAUAUUAACUUUGGAAAAUUAGCUGCAUCUUUACUAUCUCCAAGUUCUAAUGUUCUAUUAUCAAAAUUAAAUGCAAAUUCAUUAUCUCCUGCUACUAUAGUGAUGGAUACUACUAUUGAUUCCUCUAUUUCUUGUUCUCUUAAAAGUACAUUAUAAUAAGGCAUUAUUUCAACUGAUAAAAAUAACUAUAAUGCUCUGAUGUUCAAAACAUAACAAUUUCAAAUUGAAUAAAGUCCUUUCGGUGAUUAAGCCUCUUAUUUCCAUUUUAUUAAUGAUAAUGCUAGAUAUUUACUCUUUUAAAAAGAUGCUACAAUUUUAAAUUUAAGAAUGAGAUACUAAUUUGCUACAAUUGCAAAUAAUGAAAAUAUUCAAAGUAAUGCUGUACCUAAAUCAACUCUAAAUUAAUAAAUAAUAACAUUCAAUAUAGAUGAUUCAUAUACUGUUGUAUUAGUAUUUACUUACAAUAUUAACAAUCCUCCAACAAUUUCAAGUUCUAUUAUAAGUACAAUAUAUUAAUUAAAUAUUGAAUUCAGUUCUGCUUAAUAAGUAAUUUUAUUAACAGAAUUUUAUGUUAGUAGUACUACUUUUAAUGCUGCUACAAAUUCAUAAAUAAUAACUAUAUCAAAUUAUAUUGGUCAAUUAUAUUGGUAAGGUAGAGCAUUUGAAUGCAUCCCAUAUCUUAAAAAUGUUAAAUAAACAUUUUGGGAAAAUCAUCAAUUUUUACUUGAAGCUAUACCAACUAAUUUAUUACCAUUAAAAGUGACUGAUGGAUCCAAUUAUAUUGCUACAGCAUUCUCUUCAAGUAAAUUUACUGCAAAUAGUGCAUUAAUUUAAUUAAAUAAUAUAAAUAUCAAUUAUUAAACAGCUUCUAUAUAAUAUGAUAGUAAUGGAUUUUCAUAUUUUACUGUUUAAUUUCCAGAAAUAUUAGUAUUUGGAUUACAAAUGUAAACAUAAUUUACAUUCAAUCAAUUUACUAUUUAACAUUUUAUUACUAGUGGAUAUUAAAUUAAUAAUUAAUAACUUACUUAUUCAAGUAAUUAUGGUUAAUUUAUUGGAUAUAUGGUUGAUAUUUAUGGUACAACAUCUGUUAAGACAUUAAUAUUUGGUUAUAAUUAAGGACAUACAUUCAAUGUAAUUUAAAAUGCUAAUAAUGUUUUGAUAACAGUGAGUGGAGCUAAUGUAUAAUAAAUUAAUUUUGCAAUUAUGGCCUUUGAUGAUACAAUAAUGAAUAAUUCAUAUCAAACCAUUUUUGAAUAAUACAUUUAAUUGUUAAUAUUAUCAAUUGAAUUAUCUACUAGAACACCUUUACGAUUUAUAAAUCAAUAUUGGAAGUUGUAUCCUUUAUCAAUUACUGGGACAUUUGAAGCAUUAACUGAAUAAAUAGGAGGGUAUUAUAUAAAUACAGGAACAAAUGCAAUAAAUAGUAAAUAUCCUUUUGAUGUUUCACAUAAGAUUAGCACAAAUCUCAAAUAAAAUAUUAUAUAUACUAAUGGAUAUUUAGUAAAUGGAGAUUCUGCCUUUGGUAAAUUAACUAAAUACUUUACAUAAGCUAAUGAUAAAUUUAUUUUAGGAGCAUAAUUAAACAAUAUUCAAUACAUAUCAAUUUCAAUUACUUCAACAGAUACAUUUGUGUCUUGUUCAUAAUCAGAAUAUAUAUAUUAUGAUAUAUAUGCAUAUAUAAGUUAGUGUAAGAGGACUGAAUUCUAAAUAUAUUAAAUAUUUAUUAUAAAUUUGAAUGAAUAUGAUAGCUCUAUUGCAUUAUAACAAAGUAGUACUGAAGUGAAGAUAGCCAAUAUUUAAAAAGUCAGAUAAUUGUAUUAUUUAAUGGUAGUAUCUAAAAGUUCUAAUAAUUUGAAUACUAAUGCAAUAAUAUAGGAUAUCUAUUAAGGAAUAUUAAAAUCGACUGGAUUUUUUGGCUUUGAUUUUUAGUGUUUGACUUACAAUGAUGAUCUAUAAUGUGAUACAUAUAGAAAUGGAUAUAAGACAUCUAUGAGCAAUGAAUUUGAUGNACUGCAAAUAGUGCAUUAAUUUAAUUAAAUAAUGUAAAUAUCAAUUAUUAAACAGCUUCUAUAUAAUAUGAUAGUAAUGGAUUUUCAUAUUUUACUGUUUAAUUUCCAGAAAUAUUAGUAUUUGGAUUACAAAUGUAAACAUAAUUUACAUUCAAUCAAUUUACUAUUUAACAUUUUAUUACUAGUGGAUAUUAAAUUAAUAAUUAAUAACUUACUUAUUCAAGUAAUUAUGGUUAAUUUAUUGGAUAUAUGGUUGAUAUUUAUGGUACAACAUCUGUUAAGACAUUAAUAUUUGGUUAUAAUUAAGGACAUACAUUCAAUGUAGUUUAAGAUGCUAAUAAUGUUUUGAUAACAGUGAGUGGAGCUAAUGUAUAAUAAAUUAAUUUUGCAAUUAUGGCCUUUGAUGAUACUAUAAUAAAUAAUUCAUAUCAAACCAUUUUUGAAUAAUACAUUUAAUUGUUAAUAUUAUCAAUUGAAUUAUCUACUAGAACACCUUUACGAUUUAUAAAUCAAUAUUGGAAGUUGUAUCCUUUAUCAAUUACUGGGACAUUUGAAGCAUUAACUGAAUAAAUAGGAGGGUAUUAUAUAAAUACAGGAACAAAUGCAAUAAAUAGUAAAUAUCCUUUUGAUGUUUCACAUAAGAUUAGCACAAAUCUCAAAUAAAAUAUUAUAUAUACUAAUGGAUAUUUAGUAAAUGGAGAUUCUGCCUUUGGUAAAUUAACUAAAUACUUUACAUAAGCUAAUGAUAAAUUUAUUUUAGGAGCAUAAUUAAACAAUAUUCAAUACAUAUCAAUUUCAAUUACUUCAACAGAUACAUUUGUGUCUUGUUCAUAAUCAGAAUAUAUAUAUUAUGAUAUAUAUGCAUAUAUAAGUUAGUGUAAGAGGACUGAAUUCUAAAUAUAUUAAAUAUUUAUUAUAAAUUUGAAUGAAUAUGAUAGCUCUAUUGCAUUAUAACAAAGUAGUACUGAAGUGAAGAUAGCCAAUAUUUAAAAAGUCAGAUAAUUGUAUUAUUUAAUGGUAGUAUCUAAAAGUUCUAAUAAUUUGAAUACUAAUGCAAUAAUAUAGGAUAUCUAUUAAGGAAUAUUAAAAUCGACUGGAUUUUUUGGCUUUGAUUUUUAGUGUUUGACUUACAAUGAUGAUCUAUAAUGUGAUACAUAUAGAAAUGGAUAUAAGACAUCUAUGAGCAAUGAAUUUGAUGUAUCAUAAAAUUUAGUUACUGAUGUUUAAAAUAUGAAUGGUAAGAAGUGUAAUUACUUUAAUUUUGAUAAUGCUGUUACUAUUCUCAAAAAUAAUAAAAAUAAUUUGAAUACUAUAAUAAGUGGUCAAAUUAUAAAUUCUGUAUAGCCUACAGUUAAGGAUUACUAUUUUUAAUAUGAUGCUUUAGAAAUUGGGAGAUUGACAUCUUCAGCAUAGCCAAAUGAAUAUGUAUUUGCCCCAAAAGCUGGAUAACAAGAAGUUUAAAUGAUAACACCUACAUUUUUUGGUGCUUAAUCAUAAAUCUACUAAUAUAUUAAGAAUAUGUUAUCAGUAACUUUAAUUGAAACAAAUAUUGAUGAGAUUAUUAUUGAUAAUAAGCUUGCUACUAAUAAUCGAGGGUAGAUGAAGACUAUUUCCUACUAUUUAAGUAAUUAUGGUAUAGUAUAUAAUUCUAUCUGUGUUACAACAUACGAUACGCAGAUUUUCCCUAAUACUUAUGAAUGCUUCCUUCGACCUUUGAAUUCAGAUUUUGAUGCAAUUGAUAUGUAGUUGACUGCUCCUCUCUAAAAUCUAAAAUACAAGAUAAAUUAAAAAAAUAACAUUAUGUUAAUAUAUAUGCUUUUAGCUGAUUUUGGAGAGAUACCUACUACAUAAAAUAAAAUUUAAUCAUUUAGUCAGUAGAUUUAUGAAUAAAUAUUGAAUUCAGUAUAAAAUGAUUAAUGUAAAUGUUGGGGUAGAUAUAGAUAAAAGGAAAAUAAUUGUAGAUGCUAAGAUGGAUAUUAUCCACCAGCAGAUACAUCAUUUGGAUUACUUGAUUGCUAACCUUGUGAUUACAAAUGUCUAACAUGUUAAUUUACUAAAACAUAAUGUAUAAGUUGCCCAUUGAAUUCAAAUAGAGUAUUAGACUUGGUUUCUUAUACUUGUGAAUGCAAGAAAGGUUAUUUUGAAUUAGGAGUUAUUUUAUGUAGUUUAUGUCACUAUUCUUGUGGAAAAUGUAAUACAUUAGCUGAAAAAUGUACUGAAUGUGACAUUCUACAUCAUAGGACUUGGGAUAAUGUAAAUUUUCUAUGUAAUUGUAAUGAUGGAUAUUAUGAUGAUGGAAGCAAUUCAAUUUGUGCAAAAUGUGAUCAUAGUUGUAGUAAAUGUAAUUAAGCAGGUAAGAUCUGUUAAGCUUGUGUUUUAUCUGUAUUUAGAACUCAAUAGGCAGAUAAUACAUGUCCAUGUGAUGCUGGAUAUUAUGAUGAUGGUGCUAAUUCUUUAUGUUAACCUUGUGAUUAUACUUGUUAUAAAUGUGUAGAUAUUCCAACUAAAUGCACUGAUUGUAAAGUUAAUUCACAUAGAACAUUGUCUAAUAAUGUGUGUAGUUGUGAUACUCAUUAUUAUCAUGUAAAUCUACUUUGGGAUUGUUAACAAUGUUCAAUUUAUUGUAAAAAUUGUACUGGGACAGCUAGAAAUUAAUGUAUCGAUUGCCAAGAUGUUUAGAAUAGAUAUUUAGUUGGUACAAGUUGUGAAUGCAAAGAUGGAUUUUUUAAAGAUACUUUAGAUUCAGCUACUUGUCCUCCUUGUGAUUAUUAAUGUAAGACUUGCAGUGUUUAGAGUAAUUAAUGUUUAAGUUGUGAUUUGACUUCUAAUCGACUUUAUGAUUCAUUCAAUAAAACAUGUACUUGUAAAGAAGGAUAUUUUGAUGAUGGAGUAAAUGGAACAUGUUAAUAAUGUUCAUAUAGAUGUAAAACUUGUCAGAAUAAUUCUAAUUAUUGUUUGAGUUGUCCUUUAAAUACAAAUAGAAAGUUUGAUGCUGUUACUAAUACUUGUAAAUGUUAACCAUCUUUUUCAGACACUGGUGUAGCUGUUUGUAUGAAAUGUCAUGCAAGUUGUUAAGAAUGCUAAAUUUCAACAACUAAUUGUACAUCAUGCAACACUAACAAAACCUUCAGAGUAGACAAUAGUUUGAUUGAUAAUACUUGUCCUUGUUAAUCUGGUUAUUUUGAUGAUGGAAUGAAUAUGGUUUGUAAAUUAUGUCAUCCAUAAUGUAACACUUGUUCUAGUUUUUCUAUUUGCACUUCAUGUAAUACCUCUUUUGGAAGAAUUGAUAAAAGUAAUAUUAAUAACACAUGUCCUUGUAAUGAUGGAUUCUUUGAUGAUAAUAUUAAUAAACAAUGUUAGUUAUGCAAUUAUAGUUGUUAAACAUGUAUUGAAAAAAAUACAAAAUGUGUUACAUGUAAUACUACUGGAACAUAGAGAUCAAAGUCUAUAGAUUCUUGUCCUUGCAAUGUUGGAUAUUAUGAUGAUGGAACUAUGAUUUGUCAACCUUGUAAUUUUAAAUGUCUUACUUGUAAAUAAACUAGUGUUUCAUGUACUUCAUGUCCAACAAGUAGAUAAGGUUCAGAUUGCUCAUGUAAGAUUGGUUAUAUAGAAAGUGGAUCCAAAGAAUGUACUGCUUGUUAAUUUAAAUGUGGAUCAUGUACUUUGGCUGAUUUAAAUAAAUGUUUAUCUUGUAACUUAAAUAGAACCAAUCCUCCUACUUGUGAAUGUGAAACUGGUUAUUAUGAAUUAGAUAACUAAUGUUUAAAAUGUCCUAAUUAAUGUCUUUCUUGUGAUGUUACUGCUACUUGUUUUAAUUGUAAAGGUGACAGACUCAAUAAUCCUAUUUGCAAUUGUCCAGACGGUUAUUAUGAAGAUGAAAUAUCAAUAAAUUGUACACCCUGUUAUGGAUUUUGUGCAACAUGCAAUAUUGACAAAUGCAUGACUUGUUAAGGAAAUAGAAUCUUAUAACCAAAAUAAUGUGAUUGUCCUGAAAAUUCUAUAAGUCAUCUUAACAUUCCCUUUUGUUCAAAUUGCCAAGUGGCAGUCAUAUCAGCUUAAUUCACAAGUGAUUUAAGCAUUAUUUAUAUCACUUUUCCAUUCAAUGUACAAUAUCCAUCUGUCAAAAAAUUUUCUUCUUCAUAAGCUUGUUAAAUGACAUUUAAAACUAGUACUUAUUAAGCUCUAGGAUAGUCUCCAUUAUGUACAAUUAUUCAAGGCAAUACAUUACAAAUUGAAUUAUCUGAAGGCAGUAGUAUAACUAUUGAUUCUUAAAUUGAUUUCAAAGAGGACUUUAUUACUAAAACUGGGUGCAGUGAUACAUUAACUAAAUUUAUAUUAUCAAGCUUUACUUACAAUCCAGUCCAAUUGAAUCCUCAAUUUGAACUCUCUUCUUACAGUGAUUAAAUCACUAUCUGUUAAGAUAUUCAAAUAAAUAUUCUCAAUAAGAUUGUGGAUGGAAAGAGAGCCUUUACAGAAGUAGUUUGGACUAUUGUUAAUAUGAAUCCAUCAAUAUAAUCAGUUGCUUAAUAUCUAUCAUAACUAUUAGCAGAAGCGAAUGCUAAAAAUUAUCAGUCUAUUACUAUUGCUGCUCUUUCUCUAAGUGAAUAUGGAACUUAUGUAAUUUAAUUAAAGGCUAAAAAUUUCAGAGGAUAAAUUUAUACCGCUUAAACAUCCAUCUAAACUGCAUCAUAUGAAUCACCAAUUAUUAAAUUAGAUUCUAAUUAAUAAUUUAUUUUUGGAAGAUGGGAAGAUUUAUCAUUUACAAUCCAGCUAAAACAUCUAUCUUGUUAUUCAGAUAAAGUAAUUGAAGUUUUUGAUGCUUUAAGAGUAAAUUGGACUGAAGUUGCAAAAACACCAAAUGAUACAGUAAGUAUUCUCAAAGAAUCAGUCAUCUCAGAAACAGAUGGAAUGACAUUUUUAAAUACUUUAUUGAUUCCAGCAUAUACAGCUGUUAUUGGAUCAUCUUAUACCUUAUGUGUGACAGUAUCAUUAACUAAUAAACCUAUCAAGACAUCGCUAUAAUUUACAAUAACAAUAAUUAGUAGUCCUAUGUAGGCUUACAUUUAAGGUGGAACAAGAACUUAAUCUUUUAAUGAUUAUGCAAUUUUAAAUGGGUUCUGUAGGGAUCCUGAUCUUGAUUAUCCAUGGAACAAAGAUCCUGAUAUAACAUUUAAUUGGAGAUGUAUAAAUCUGGCUACUGGUUAAAAUUGCACAGAUUCAAAUAAAGAACCUUUAGAAUUAAAUGUAACUGAUUCUACUCAAACUUUUAAACCUAGAGUCUUAGAUCCCUAUUAACCACUAUAAUUCAUGAUGAAAAAUACUAAAAAGUCAAUUAUAUUAAUUACUUAAAUUAUUUUGUUGGUUAUUGAAAAUGAUUUACCUAAUAUUUAAGUAAGUUAUCCAUCAGGAUAUGAUAGUAGAGAAAUAUUAUUACAUGAGGAACUUAAUUUUACUUUAGCAACAACUGUUGAUCCUGAUUCCUUAAAGUAUUUUUGUUAAAUUGUUUACAAUUAUAAUAUUGUAGCAUCAUUUACAUUUAAGUUUUUAUAAGUUAAAUUCCGUAUUUGGGACUAUUGGGAAGAUACUGAUCAAUCAAUAAAUGGAAUCUAAAUUAAAAUGGCUGCUAAAGAUGUUUAUCAUUUCAUGCCUUCAAGCACUUCAGUUAACUUAUUAUUGAAUAUUCCUCCUGAAGGUUGUAGAUUUUCAGUAACUCCAUCUUCUGGAACAUCUAUAACUGAUCUAUUUGUUUUGUCAGUUACCAAUUGUAAUGAUUUUUAGCUUCCUUUAUAAUAUCAAUUUCAUAUUUAUUCAAGUCAAAAAACAUUAGAAAAUGAUAAUUUAAUAGGAGAAACAAUAAAUAAAAAGUCAAUAACAGAUAAAUAAUCAAAUCCUUAAUUAUAAUUAGUAUUACCAACUCCUAUAAAUCCUGAUAGUAGUAUAGCUUAUGAAUUAGUACUUGUAGCUAGUAUUUUUGAUAAUAAUAAUGGAAUGAAGAAUCUUACAAAAACAGUUAAAAUUAAUAGUAUUUAUUAAAAAGUAGAAACAUCAGAUUUUUAAUCUAUUUUAUUAUAAAUUAGAAGAGCACUUAAAUUAAGUGAUACAAUAGAUGAAUCAUCCCUUCCUUCAUUAUUUAUUGGAAGUUAAGAAUUAUCAACUUUAUAUAAUUAAUUAUAACCAGAAAAAAAAGCAUAAAUGAAAAGUAUUCUUAAAGAUAUUUAUAAUAUUUUAUAAUCAUUUUAAGGUAAAAUGACAAGUAAAGUUUUAGAAGAAUCACUUUUAUCAUCUAUAGCAGCUAUUGGUAGAACUGGUAUUAAUUAUGAAAUGGAUGAUUCUGAUGUUGUUGAUUUUUAUACAAUUAAAUAAUAAAUUAAGAAAACAGUUAAAUAAUUAAAUAGAUAAAUUAAUGAAUUAGAUUAUUUUUUAAAAUAAAAAUCAAAAUCUGGAGGAUCAACAUCAAAAUUUGAAGAUGCUAUUAAAGCAUUAGAUAAUACUUUAUUAAAUAGUGGUUUUGUAACUGAUACUAUAUUUAAUGCAAUUAAAAAUAAUUAAUUUUAAGGAGCAGAUGUUACAGAUGCAGAUGUUAAUUUAUUAAAAGAAUAAAUAUAAUAAAUCAAUAAAUUAGUAGCAAUUGCUACUUUAAAAAGAAGUUUAGCUAAUGAAAAACCUAGAUAAUAUGCAGGUUAAUAAAUGGGUAUGUAAGCAUAUAAAUCUACACCUGCUUAAAUUGUUUCAGUUUUAGGCAAUAAGAUUGUUCCUCUCUUUUUUGGAGCAGAAUCUCAAACAGAUUAAGAUAUUUAAGGAACUGGUAGUGAUGAUAAUUUAAAUUUAGAAGAAGAAGAAGAUGAAAUAAAUUAUGAUGAAUAUCUUUCUAUUUUAAAUGGAACAUAUAAUAAAAAUGACACAAAUAGUACAAAUAGUACAACUAAUACAAAUAGUACAAAUAAUACAAAUUCAGGAGGUUAAAGAAGACUUCUUUAAUUUGUUGAUUGGAUUUAAAAUAAAAAUAAUGUUGAUUAUUUAAGAAAUUUAUAAUAAAUAGAUCCUGUUGCUGUUAAAUAAUAUGAAGUUAGUAUGUCUAAUUUUGCAACAAGUCCUAAUUUAAAUGAUCCUAAAUUUUAAACUUAGCUUAAAGUUAAUUAAACAAAUGAAGUUUCAAACACAUCAAAUAUAACUCGUGAUUAAUCAAUAGUUAGUAAUUUUGGUACAAUAUAACCAAAUAUCACAAUGACAGAAGAUGGUUAAAGUACAGAAAUAAAAACACUUGAUGGUCAAACUAUUAAAUUAUCAUUUCAAGCUCCAUAAAAUGAUAGUGCUAAUUCAACUAUGGAAUGCUUUUCUGAAGCAAAAGAUACUUGGGAAACUGGUACAUGUAAAAUAAAGAAAGAUGUGGAUUCUAAAGGUAAUAUAGCAUAUGUUUGUGAUUGUGUUGUAGUUAAUCCAACAACAGUCAUAACAAAAUUAGAUAGUUUUAUUUCAAAUAAAUUAAAUACAGUAUUCAAUGCUGAUUCUUUUGACAUCUUUUUACAAAUUUAGUUUUGGAAAUAUGCAAUUUUCUAUAUAGCUAUUGGAUUUACAGGUGCUUAUGUAGCACUCAUGGUUGUUGGAUUAAGAAAGGACAAUUAGGAUUUUAUAGAAGAAAUUACUAAGGAAUUAUAAUUUACUGAUGAAAACGUUCCUGAAAACAUAAAACAAUUGAAAAAAGAAAUAAAAGAUCUAGUAAUUGUGGAGUAGAGUAAUGAAAACUCAAUGGAUGUAGAAGAAGAUAAUAAACCAGUAGUGAGGAAAGAAGAUAUGAACAAAUUAGCUUUAUUUACUUUAAAGGCUUAAAGCGAUUUGGAGUUAAAAAAAGAUGAUGAAGGUAAUUUAAUAGUUCCUGAAGAGAGGGAUGUCAAUAUUCUAAAUUAGAGAGAGAUUCAAAGUUUAUAAGUCGAAAGAAAUAGAAAUAAAAUAAAUUUUAAAUAAGUUCAAGAUUAAUUAUAAUAACAUUAAUUAUAUAAUCCUACAACAAAUAAAUAAUCAGGAAGAGCAACAGAAUUAUCAAAAGUAAUAAAAAAUGUAUAUACAAUUCAUGAUUUAAAAUAUUAACAUGGUUAAUAAAUAAAACUUAAACCAUUAACUUUAAAAGUACUUUGGGAAGGAAUAUUGGUAAUAUUUUAUAUAUUAAUAUUAGACUCUUCAUAGAGUAUUAUAAAUAUUGAUGUUAUAUGAUGAUAUAAUAAGUAGACCAGCUAGAUUUGCUUUAAUAUAUGCUAAAACUAUUUUAGUAUUAGCAUUAUCUGCAUUAUUUUCAGGUAAUAUGGGACCUGUUUAUGGUACUCUUAUAUCAGUUGGAAUUGGUUAAGUUAUUAAUGUUAUUUUAUCUAUUAUUACAGUUACAAUGAAAGCAUCACCAAUUCUUAAAUUUUUAGGUAUUUUAUUAACAAUUGCAAUUUCUGCUGUUUGUUGGUUUAUUGUAUUAAUGCUUUCUGCAAGUAUGGAAGAAACAUAAGUAUUUUUUAUUAUUAAUAUUAUUUUAGGCAAAUAUGUGGGCAGUUUAAUUUGCAUCAACAUAAGUUAUUGAUCUAAUCAUAGUUGAAUUCCUUGUUAUUUCUCUUAAACUUGCUAUCUAUCCUUGGGCAAUUAAGGCAUUAAAUAAUCCUGAAGAAAGUGCCUCUAAAUUUUUAGCCAAUUUAGUUUUUAUAAUUGUUGCCCAACCAUAGAUUUAGAAGUUUUUUGAGGUGGAAGAUAAACACGAAGAUAAUUUAGAAGCCUGA
Messenger RNA from Paramecium primaurelia, 13783 nucleotides. NCBI's taxonomy places the organism in Eukaryota, Ciliophora, Oligohymenophorea, Peniculida, Parameciidae. The record is from the annotation of a GenBank genome assembly.